AUGAAAAAAACACAACGUUUUUCGCAAAACCAUAUGUUAAAAUUACAGUAAUAAAAAAAUUUCACUAGUGCCAAAGGAACCCUAACUUAGACACGAAAGUAGUAAACAAAACAGUCCAUUAACGGCCAUUCGAAUGAUAGUAGUAAACACUAUUUAGCUUCAACUCAUAUAGAAAUGAGGCAAAAGUUGUUUAAAAGAAACAUGGCGUUCUGGAUUCCGGUCAACAAGAACAAGGUCCACGUGAGCAAGGUGAAGCCGCGGCACAACAUCGUGACGUUUCAGAAGGCGCUGCGGGCGACCGUCAUCGUGGGGCAAGCCUUCUCUCUGAUACCAUUUGUUGGUGUCUUCACUAACGAUGCCAAUGAUGUCAAAUUCGUGAGAACAUCAUGGAAGUGUGUCUACUCGCUAAUGUCUCUCUUCGGACAGAUGUUCAUGACCGUGUUAUGUAUAAGCAAGCUGGCUAAAACCACCAUCUCACUUAACGGCACUUCGCCCGUGAUCUUCUACGUGACGACUUGCGUGACAAUGAUGAUGUUCUACCAAGUGGCACGCCGGUGGCCAGAGCUAGUGCAGCACAUAUCUAAGGCGGAGGAAAUAGAUCCCAACUUCGAUAGUCACUUAACAAGGAAGUGUAAUAUCACUUGUGGGAUCGUACUGUUUUUGGCUCUGAUGGAACACAUUCUCUCUUUGCUGUCAGCAUUCGCGGGCGCUGCAGUAUGCAACGCUAAUAUGGAUACCUACGAGGGAUUUGUCCGACACUUCUACCCCUGGGUCUUUAACUUUAUACCUUAUUCCAUGAUACUGGGGCUCGUCACUCAGUUCCUUCACUUCCAAUCGACAUUCAUCUGGAACUUCUCCGACUUGUUUGUGAUAUGCAUGAGUUACUAUUUGACGUCCAGAAUGAAGCAGGUCAACAAAAAGUUACUGGCGGCGCAAGGGAAGUACCUACCCGAAGUAUUUUGGAAGACGACUCGCGAGGACUACUGCAGAGCGACGCAGAUUGUGCGCAAAGUCGAUGACGUCAUCAACGGGAUCGUCUUCAUAUCCUUCACGAAUAACCUGUUCUUCAUCUGUUUACAGCUAUUUAAUACGUUGGAAGACGGCCUAAAAGGGACCGGAGAGUGCAGCAGCAAGAACAAAAAGAUAGUAGUCCCAAAGACAGGUCCUCUCGGCGGCCACGAAGCAGCGACGUAUUUCCUCUUUUCCCUGGUCUACCUUCUGUCUAGAUCUGUGGCUGUAUCUCUGAUAGCAUCGCAAGUGAACAGUGCGUCCUCUGUGCCAGCGCCGGUGCUGUACGAUGUGCCAUCACCAGUGUAUUGUAUUGAGGUACAAAGAUUUUUAGACCAAGUUAACGGGGACAAGGUCGCACUGAGUGGUCUGCAGUUUUUCUCUGUAACUAAAGGAUUACUUCUAACGGUGGCCGGGACUAUAGUGACGUAUGAGCUAGUGAUGUUCCAGUUCAAGACACCGACUCCACAGCUGAACACGACUACGCCAACUCUAUCAUCAAUAUAUAAUGUAACUAGUACCUUGGGUGCAUUGGUUACUUAAACAUUCGUUUGUUUUAUU
This is a messenger RNA of Trichoplusia ni (cabbage looper), 1569 nucleotides long. Its product is annotated as gustatory receptor for sugar taste 64f-like. Gene Ontology annotation, molecular function: taste receptor activity. The transcript is spliced from 11 exons. Bases 175 to 1551 code for a protein of 458 amino acids. Gene Ontology annotation, biological process: sensory perception of chemical stimulus; detection of chemical stimulus involved in sensory perception of taste. NCBI's taxonomy places the organism in Eukaryota, Metazoa, Arthropoda, Insecta, Lepidoptera, Noctuidae. Gene Ontology annotation, cellular component: membrane. The record is from RefSeq and is a predicted model, not a curated record.